This is a messenger RNA of Poecilia latipinna (sailfin molly), 1787 nucleotides long. Its product is annotated as heparan-alpha-glucosaminide N-acetyltransferase-like. The coding region runs from base 69 to 1385 and encodes 438 amino acids. Lineage: Eukaryota; Metazoa; Chordata; Actinopteri; Cyprinodontiformes; Poeciliidae. The record is from RefSeq and is a predicted model, not a curated record. The transcript has 13 exons.
CAAUCAUCAGGCCGUUUGGGAGACACUAAUUGAAUGAUUGAUACAAACGUUGGCAGAGCAGAGCCUUUAUGGGAGCGGUGGAGCGACGCGUCCGUCCAAUCGUCUCCGUCCCUGGCAGGAGCCGCAGUGUGUCUUUGGAGGCUGCUGAGGCUGCGCAUGAUGGAGGUGAAGCCAAGCCGUCGCGUCUGCUCUCCUUGGAUGCUUUCCGAGGGCUUGCCCUGACAGUGAUGGUGUUUGUGAACUACGGUGGAGGCGGCUACUGGUUCUUCCAACACGCUCCCUGGAACGGUUUAACGGUGGCUGAUCUGGUCAUGCCCUGGUUUGUGUUUAUAAUUGGGACUUCGGUGGUUUUGGCCUUCAGCUCCAUGCAGAGGAGAGGAGUCGGCCGCCUGCAGCUGCUGAGAAAAAUCACCUGGAGGACAGUUGUGCUGUUGAUAAUCGGCUUCUGCUUUCUCAACUAUUCUCCCCGAGAUGGACCGCUGUCCUGGUCCUGGCUCAGGAUCCCCGGAGUGCUGCAGCGUCUGGGCUUCACCUACUUUGUUCUGUCUCUCCUGCAGACUUUCUGGGGCCAGAAUCAAAUCCCAGAGCGAGCUCCCCAGUGGCGGAGUGCUGCCCAGGACGUCCUCCUGUUCUGGCCUCAGUGGCUGAUUAUCAUCCUGCUGGAGACGUUAUGGCUGUGCGUCACCUUCCUCCUGCCGGUACCCGGCUGCCCGGCAGGAUAUCUGGGAGCCGGCGGGAUCGGCGAUGACGGUCUUUACCCAAACUGCACUGGGGGGGCAGCAGGUCACAUCGACCGAUGGAUGUUUGGUGACAACAUGUACAGAUACCCCACUUGGAAAGAAAUGUAUCUCACUGCGCUGCCCUUCGACCCAGAAGGGAUUCUGGGAACCAUCAACUCCAUUGUGAUGGGAUUUCUGGGGAUGCAGGCUGGAAAGAUUAUCGUUUUCUACAAGGGAAAGAACAUCCACAUUCUGUGUCGAUACCUGGUGUGGGCCGUCAUCCUGGGAAUCUCCGCAGCCAUCCUCUCUAAGUGCACGCGAGACGGAGGAUUUAUACCUGUCAAUAAAAACCUUUGCUCGUAUCUCUGCAGGUCGCUGUCCUACGUCACGGCCAUGGGGUGUUUCUCCUUCCUGCUGCUGGGAGCCAUGUUCUUCAUCAUUGACGUGAAUGGCUGGUGGCGAGGGCAGCCGUUCCUGUACCCAGGGAUGAACUCCAUCUUUGUGUACGUUGGCCACUCGCUGCUCGGCUUCUACUUCCCCUUCAGCUGGGAGAUUGGUUUCCAGCAGAGCCACUGGGAGUUGCUGCUGCAGAACCUGUGGGGAAGCGGGCUUUGGGUUCUCAUCGCCUUCCUCCUCUUCAAGAAGAAGUUUUUCCUCAAAAUAUAACAUUCCCAAUCAAAUCCUGCAGAAACUCUAACCCACAAGCCUUAAAAGAUGUUAAAUAAUCUGUUUUUUGGUGCUUUGAGUGGCACCUUGAUGUCUCUGGGUUUCCAUAGCAACCGCAGACAGCAUCUACGCGUCAGACUGUAGUUUGGCCUAGAAGUGCUGUCACCCUUCAGAUGUAAAUAUGUAAUCUCUACUGGAAAUGUCUUGAGUUUAAAAGAUUAAGUUAAAUUUGGACUGAAUGUUUUGACAGCAAAAAAGUUUGUAGUUUGGAAAAAUCAUAGGAUGAAAAUUUAACUAAUAGUUUGUUUCACUCUUUUUUUUUUUAUCAAAGUCAAAAUGUUUUGUUUUUCUUCCCCUACUUGUUUCAAGAUUUGGGAUUGGUUGGAUGAGUAAAAAAAAAAA